AUGAAGCUAUUCAUUACUGCUGCCCUUCUCGCGCUGCUCGCAUGUUCGUUUGCUCAGGGUAUACAUAUCAACAACCUCAACGGGACUCUACCACUGGACGCCACGUUUGAUUACGUCGUCGUCGGUUCUGGCAUUGGAGGUCUCGUCGUCGCGAAUCGCUUGUCUUCGGAUCCCAAUGUGUCCGUCUUGAUUCUGGAAGCUGGCAAGCUAGAUGACAGAAGUGAGGACGUAACUGUUCCUGAACAUAUUGGCUUCAGCUACCCCGACCGCUACGACUGGAAACUUGAGACCGUCCCGCAAGAUUACCUUGACGGCAGCCGUCGGGCUUACAAACAAGGCAAGGUAGUCGGCGGCAGUGCUGUUAUAAAUGGCCUGUGUUGGACCAGAGGCUCGGCCGCUACGUUCGACGCUUGGGAAACUUUGGGGAAUCCAGGAUGGGGUUGGGACGGUCUUAUCACCUAUUUUCUGAAGUCCGAAAAUUACUCGACAGAUGUGAAUCAGUCGCUUCAAGAUGCCUUGCAUAUACAUCCGGUAUCUUCAGCGCAUGGGACUCACGGCCCUGUUCAAGUGGCAUACCCAGAGUUCUUCUACAACCAGUCCCAGAGUUUUCUGGAUGGAAUUCGACAACUUGGUGUGCCCAUCAUCGACGAACUAAAUGAUGGCGUGGCGGCCGGAGCGGCAGUCAUACCCAGCUCCAUAUCUGCUAACAAUCAGUCUCGCCAAGACGCGCGCACAUCAUACUGGGAACCCGUCAUGUCGCGAGAGAACUUGCAGCUUAUGACAGGCCAGACCGUGACACGGAUCCUCCACGAUGAUGUGUUGUACCCAAAUUCGACCUGGAUUCCAGGUGCAGCCGUGACUCGGAUCACUGGUGUUGAGUUUGCCGCCAAUGCGACAGCUGAAAGACACACCGUUCGCUGCUCCAAAGAGGUCAUAUUGGCUGCAGGAGCCAUCUUCUCGCCCACCUUGCUCCAAGUUUCAGGCUUUGGGCCCGUGGAUCUUCUUCGUAAUCUGACUGUUAAAUCUGUUGUCGACCUUCCGGGAGUGGGGAGAAAUUUCCAGGACCACCCCAUGGUCCAGGUGCUCUACAAUUACACGUCGCCAACUAUCAUGACCGGGCUGCAAGUCAACAAUAACGACACUCUUGAUCGCAUAGCGCGGGAAGAAUACAUUGCAAACAGAACAGGUCCAUGGACUUCCCCGAUGGUCAAUACCGUCGCAUUCCCGGCUCUCAAAUGGGUCAUGAACAGUCAGGAUCUGCAAGCCUUUAACCAAGAAGUUACGAUGAACGCAACUGGUCAUCUCCCAGACUCAUAUGAUCCGACACUCCGUGCUGGCUACUCUCAGCAGCUUCAAAUCAUCUUGUCACUAUUGUCAGGAAACCAGAGUGGUGCAUACGAGCUCAUGUCAACAUCAUGGGGCCAACUGACCGUGAGCAACAUGCAACCCUUCUCACGGGGCACCGUGGAAGCCGUUUCUUCGUCCAUCUUCGACUACCCUAAAGUCGACCCACGCUACUGUUCUCAGCACCUGGACUGCGAUAUCAUAUCCCUCGGCAUUCAAUUUAACGCCGAAUUGGUUCAAACACCUCCAAUGGCCGCAUUGCUGCCAGUGCCUGACCCUGGGUUCGGCCCGUACGAAGUGGAGAACAAGACCGCGCUUGAUGAGGAAGUCAGAAGACGCAUCACCACAGAGUUUCACCCCAGUGGUACGACUGCCAUGUUACCUCGCAGCAAAGGCGGCGUGGUGGAUCCUUCGCUGAGGGUGUACGGCACACAAAACCUGAGAGUGGUGGACGCGGGGGUGAUGCCGUUGAUCCCGGCGGCGCAUAUUCAGGCUGCCGUGUAUGCUGUUGCGGAAAAGGCUGCGGAUAUCAUCAUCAUGGAGAACACAGUCGCGUCGAAUGCUUCGGAGGCAGAUCGAGUCACGAGAACGCAAGCAACAUGUGCGCCGCGUCGUAGGGAUCCUGGGCAGGGCCUGGGCGAACAGAUGGAGGUACUCCUUCAUCUUGGAAGGAUUGGGCGAAGGCUGUAG
Messenger RNA from Pseudomassariella vexata, 2034 nucleotides. RefSeq names its product GMC oxidoreductase. The record is from RefSeq and is a predicted model, not a curated record. The transcript has 9 exons. Gene Ontology annotation, biological process: secondary metabolite biosynthetic process. Gene Ontology annotation, molecular function: flavin adenine dinucleotide binding; oxidoreductase activity, acting on CH-OH group of donors. The coding region runs from base 1 to 2034 and encodes 677 amino acids. Lineage: Eukaryota; Fungi; Ascomycota; Sordariomycetes; Amphisphaeriales; Pseudomassariaceae.